CAAGAGUGGUCAAUUUGUUGUUUACUUAAUGCAAUAUUUUGAAGAAAAAGUGUGGUAAGUUUUGUACUUCAUGCUACAUGCUUCGCAUCAUUCAGAAAAUAUGUGCAAAUGUGCUCCUUCACCAUUAAACCAUAUGAACUUGGAAUUGCUUUCCUCCUGGGUUUGCAAGAAGUGGUUUGAGUCCUCCAUAUCUGUCUUGACAAGCAAUUAUGUUGUUUCAUACAGACAAUAUUUCCAGAACCAAUUACCUUACGCCUCUGACCUCUCUAUCUAUCUAUCCUCCACUUGGAUCCUACUCUUUGAAUUAGGCCUGCAUAUUGAAGUUGACAGAAUACUGGAGAUCGCUUGUGUGAUAACAGAUGGCAAUUUGGCCAAAUCGAUUGAGGGUCCUGAUUUAGUUAUCCAUCAAACGAAGGACUGUCUCGAUAAAAUGGGACAAUGGUGUCAAAGUCAUCAUGCAGCUAGUGGUUUGACAGAAAAGGUGCUCCAAAGUACAAUCAGUGAACAAGAAGCUGAAAAGCAGGUUGUAGAAUUUGUAAGGAGAAAUGUAGGCGCACAUACACCUCUUCUUGCAGGAAAUUCAGUCUAUGUUGAUCUUCUAUUUCUGAAGAAGUAUAUGCCAGAUUUGGCUAGUCUUUUUUCUCAUGUGCUUGUUGACGUCAGCAGUAUUAAGGCUCUAUGCAUCCGUUGGUACCCAAGAGACAAUAAAAAGGCUCGUCAGAAGGAAAACAAGCACAGAGCGAUGGAUGACAUCAAGGAAAGCAUAGCAGAGCUUAAAUACUACAAGGAGAACAUAUUCAAAGCAAAGUCUAAGAAGUGA
Messenger RNA from Ilex paraguariensis (yerba mate), 820 nucleotides. NCBI's taxonomy places the organism in Eukaryota, Viridiplantae, Streptophyta, Magnoliopsida, Aquifoliales, Aquifoliaceae. The record is from the annotation of a GenBank genome assembly.